AUGAGCGACUACGACGACACGGCGCUGCCCGUCUUCUACAUCGGCCAGCACGAGAGCAGCCGCGCGCUGGACGUGUCGGCCGAGCUGGUGCAGCACGCACAGGAUCUGGGGUAUGACAUGCUCUCGAGCCCCAUCACCAACGACCACUUCCACACGCGCGUGCUGGCCCUGCUGCGCGCCCACACCCAGGCCGCCGCCAGCGCUGCCCGUCCGCUGCCGCUGCCGCUCAUCGCCGCCCUCGAGCGCCUCGACACCCCGCUGGGCCCGACCGACACCAUCAGCCAGCUGGUCACGUACUCGAGCGCCUGGAUCGACCUGGCGUCGCCCGACCCCGUCAUCGCCCACCUCUCGCGCCAGGUCCUGCACCUCGAGGUCGCCUAUGCCUCGUUCUGCGGCGCCGUCAACAUCGUCGUGCCGGGCCCGCGCCUCGCCCACGGCCAGCGCGGCGUCGCCCAGUAUGCGCGCGCCGUCAAGGAGGCCCUGGCCACGGGCGCAUACGUGCAGUUCCACGUCCUGAUGCCCGUCGACGGCACCGCCGCCGCCGUCGACGACCAGAACGAGCUGGGCGACCUCAGCCGCUUCGCCCGCCCCGCCCCCGCUGCGCCGCAGGGCACCACCGACGCCUGGAGCUCGUGGGAGGCCUGGGACACCAUCCGCGCCGUCUGCAAGUACCACUCCCGCCUGUCGCUCGCGCUCGAGAUGCCGCGCAAGCUGCCGUCGCUGUCCGUCCAGGCGCGCUGGUUCUCCGAGCCCGUCCGCCUCGUCACCAUUCCGUCCGCCGCCUUUCUCGUCAACGCCCGGGGCUCGCACGUGCUGUCACGGGCACACCAGUGGUUCCUGUUCCGCUUCGCGCGCCUGCGCUCCGCGCCGUGGCUGCUGCUGUCCGACGUCGGCCCGCUGCCAGGCAUCGACGACCCAGAGAUGAUCAUGUCCUACUCGACCGGCCACCUAUCGCCCGCGACCGCCGAGGACGCCGACCCGUCCGCAGAGCCCACGCCCGCCGAGGCAGCCCAGCUGAAGAAAAAGGCCGCAAAGACAAGCAGCAGCAGCGACCCGACACCGCACCUGAGCUACCUCCGCUACCUCCAGCGCAACCAGCCGCCCAAGAGCCAGAUCGAGCGCUUCGGCGGAGGCUUCCAGGAUUACUUGCAGAGCCCACUGCAGCCGCUGUCCGACAACCUCGAGUCCAUUACGUACGAGGUCUUCGAGAAGGACCCUAUCAAGUAUGCCUGGUACGAGCGGGCAACUGCACAGGCUCUGAAGGACUGGCAUGCCCAGAAAAAGUCCACGAGCUCGGACAACGGCGCAGUGGUUGUUGCUGUCGUCGGCUCGGGCCGUGGCCCGCUCGUUACGCGCGCGCUGAAUGCUAGCGCCAGUAGCGGCGUGCCCGUCAAGGUAUACGCAAUCGAGAAGAACCCCAACGCCUAUGUCCUGCUGCAGCGACGCAACAUCGACACCUGGGGUGGCCGCGUCACUGUCGUCAAGACAGACAUGCGCGCCUGGAAAGGCCCAACGCAGCCUGAUGGCUCGCUCGGAAAGGUGGACAUUUUGAUCAGCGAACUGCUAGGCAGCUUCGCCGACAAUGAACUGUCUCCGGAAUGUCUUGAUGGCGUACAGCAUGUUCUUAACCCCGAGCACGGCAUCUCGAUACCGUCCAGCUACACGGCGCAUUUCACACCGCUUGCGACCCCAAAGCUGUGGGCAGACAUCCACGGUCGUAGCACCAGUUUCGACUACCUUUCGACUACUACAGACGAGACCAGCGCGUCCAAGCAACUGAACAACGGCACCAAGAUGAACAACUUCAAUUUGGAGGCACCUCUUGCGCCUAUCGUCCGGACAGCUUGGGAGUUUUCGCAUCCCUUACCACCUAGCGUCCUCGCUCAAUCAGACCUGCGCAGGGGCGGGUCUGCCGUGGGUGGUGGAGGCGGCUUCAUUGGCGGCGACGGUGCCAACGAGCACAACUACCGAGACUGCCGCAUCUCCUUCCCAAUCCGCGAACAGGGUGUGUGCCACGGCCUCGGUGGCUACUUCGAGACCGUACUGUACAGUGGCUCAGAAGGGCCUGUGGAGCUGUCGACAAACCCUGUAACAAUGGAUGCCAAGUCCAAGGACAUGAUCUCCUGGUUCCCCAUUUUCUUUGCACUCAAGAAACCCAUGCAUCUGCCCGCGGGCUCCGAGCUGGAGGUCAGCAUGUGGCGCCAGACAGACGACCGGAAGGUGUGGUACGAGUGGCUUGUGGAGAGUUUCAUGACGGUCAACGGGCAGCGUAUCAAGCUGGGCGUGUCCGAUCUGCACUCGAGCAUAAGCAGCGGAUGCCUGAUGUAG
Boeremia exigua is the source of this 2328-nucleotide messenger RNA. Its product is annotated as arginine N-methyltransferase-like protein. Lineage: Eukaryota; Fungi; Ascomycota; Dothideomycetes; Pleosporales; Didymellaceae. Gene Ontology annotation, biological process: regulation of DNA-templated transcription; peptidyl-arginine N-methylation. The transcript is spliced from 4 exons. The record is from RefSeq and is a predicted model, not a curated record. Gene Ontology annotation, cellular component: nucleus; cytosol. Bases 1 to 2328 code for a protein of 775 amino acids.